This is a messenger RNA of Vitis riparia (riverbank grape), 1511 nucleotides long. Its product is annotated as activating signal cointegrator 1. The transcript is spliced from 4 exons. Bases 51 to 1307 code for a protein of 418 amino acids. Gene Ontology annotation, molecular function: zinc ion binding. Lineage: Eukaryota; Viridiplantae; Streptophyta; Magnoliopsida; Vitales; Vitaceae. Gene Ontology annotation, biological process: regulation of DNA-templated transcription. Gene Ontology annotation, cellular component: nucleus. The record is from RefSeq and is a predicted model, not a curated record.
CCUUCGAUCAGGAAGAGAGAGAGAGAGAGAGAGAGAGAGAGAGAGGAAGAAUGGAAAAUUCAGGGCAAUGGCUGGAGAAGGCGUUGAUAGAACUGUGCAAAGGAAUGGAAACGGGUCUAGAAUUAGACGAAGACAUCAUCUCAGGACUUGUCUCUUACUGCGAGCUCGCUCCUCCCCUUGACGCCCAAGAAUACCUCCAUAAUAUCAUUGGUCAGGAAGCUGGCCAAAGUGUAAUUGAGGAAUAUUUACGACGAAGAGGUCACAAGGAUUCCCAUAGCAGCACCCCAGAUGUUCCAACUUCCAAAUUACACGCCUAUGUUAAACCACCGUCGAAUGAAGGUUCCUUUGGAGGAGCCAAGAAACCAUUGAGAACACAGAAACAGGUUAUGGUCCCUGUUAAUCAGGAAAAACAGGCUCCAACCAAUACCAGCAAUUCAAGAAACACACACGUAGCAAACCAAGGUGGCUCUAGAAAGAAAAAAGCUGGCAAAGUUGUUUCACUUGCAGAGGCUGCAAAAGGGUCUAUUGUAUUCAAGCAAGGAAAACCAUGUACAUGCCAAGCCCGUCAGCACACACUGGUGAGCAAUUGUUUAUCUUGUGGCAAGAUAGUUUGCGAACAAGAGGGAGAGGGGCCAUGCAGUUUUUGUGGUGCCCUUGUGCUAAGAGAAGGAAGCACAUAUGCCGGUCUGGAUGAAAGCAUUGUUCCCCUAACAGAUGCUGAAGCAGCAGCUGAAGCUUACGCAAAGAGACUUGUUGAGUAUGACCGGGAUUCUGCAGCACGUACAACAGUUAUAGAUGACCAAAGUGACUACUACGAAAUUGAGGGGAACAGUUGGCUGUCAGUGGAGGAGAAGGAACUAUUAAGGAAGAAAAAGCAGGAGAUUGAAGCAGCUGAGCAAGCCAAACGGAAUAAAGUGAUUGUGACUUUUGACUUGGUUGGCCGCAAGGUGAUGGUGAAUGAAGAUGAAGUUUCAGAAUUAGAAUCAGAGAACAGAAUACUAAGGCCACCAGAUGAAAGAGAAAUAAACCGGAUUAAACCAAACCCAACUCUCAAGGUACAACCAAUCUUUAUGGACCCAGGACCAAAUAGGAAGCCUGCUAAAGGGAAACAACUAAACAAGAGCCUAGGGAAUGGUAUGCGCUUGGAGAUAACUGGAAGGGUGCAACAUGACAGCAAUGAAUUAAAACAAUUUAUGCCAGAUAAUCAGCUGGAAACAUCUUCAAAUGGCAAGCUUUGGCAGAGGCCUUCAGUAAAUGGAGGUUUGCGUGUGGAAGAUGAUGAUGCAUGUUCCCUGGAUUACCGUUAAGAAGCACAAGUUCUGUAAAGGAAAAAGUUGGAAAUAUAGUCUUGUUUUUGUUUCUGUUAUAGGGAAAGGAAUCCAAGCACUGCUUUUCAAUGUUUCCAAAUGCCAUCUUAGAUUUUGUAAUUUCCAUCUCGGCGGUCUGCUGCUUUAACCUACUGCUGAAUAUGAAUAUUUUGAAAUCUAUCAUACAUGGGGCCCAGUUUAGAA